Candidula unifasciata is the source of this 1014-nucleotide messenger RNA. The record is from the annotation of a GenBank genome assembly. NCBI's taxonomy places the organism in Eukaryota, Metazoa, Mollusca, Gastropoda, Stylommatophora, Geomitridae.
AUGCGGGGUCGCAACUCCGUGAACACUACGAGAAUGCCCCAUCUCCUCUUGAGUCAGGCAGAUCUUUGUGUGGUACAAAUAGUGAACCACUUGGUACUCAGUGGAGCAGUGUGUCUUCUUGGAAUCGUUGCCAACAUUAUCAACAUUAUCAUAUUUUACAAACUUGGUCUUCAAGAUACUGUCAACAUUAGUCUAUUUGCCAUCUCCUUGUCAGAUCUGUGUAGUUUAGUCACGCUCGAAUGGGUAAACAUAAAUUUAAAUCCAUUCAUGGACAGAGCUGAUGUUCCAUUUGAGCCGAUGGACAUACAAUACUUAACAGGAGGCUGGCCACAUGCCUGUUUUGCUCGAAUAACUAUCUGGAUAACCAUUAUUGUCACGGCCGAGCGGUUCUGUUGUGUGGCUUUUCCGUUGAAUGUAAAACAACUAUUUAACCCUAGAACAAUAAAAAUUACUGUGUGCGUUGUUUAUGCUGCAAUGUUUGUGUUGUUAAUGCCGUUAUACGGUGGUUUGUACUUUGGGGAAAAGUUUAUUUCCUCAAGAAAUCAAACCCGGGUUGGCUUAAUGUACAGGGACAAAGGACAACAUCUAGAACACUUGGAGUUUAAACUAUAUGCGAUUAUUGAAAUAGCAACUUUUAUAAUCAUCAUUGUGUUGACCACUCUGCUUGUGGUCAGUCUGAAGCGUAGGUCAGCCUGGAGGGCAACUUUAACCACAGUUGGUCAACGUGACAACGCUGUAAGAAUCAGAGACCGGAGAAGAUUGAAGCUGGUCACCUUAGUGGCAAUGAUGGUUAUUAUCUGCUUCAGUCCGGCAUUUGUCAUGUACUUCGCUACAUUCUUCUUGCCUGGAUUCAGCCUAACAGGCAAAUAUUCCAUAAUGUUUAACGUACUGUGGUCUUUUACUUUCUUGGCCGAGGCGAUCAAUUCCAGCGUCAAUAUCUUCAUAUUCUGCAAGAUGAGCUCCAAAUUCAGACGUGCUCUACGGAAACUGUUCUCUAUAUGUCAACGGUUCUGA